Messenger RNA from Camelina sativa (false flax), 531 nucleotides. RefSeq lists its product as uncharacterized. The record is from RefSeq and is a predicted model, not a curated record. Lineage: Eukaryota; Viridiplantae; Streptophyta; Magnoliopsida; Brassicales; Brassicaceae.
UCUCACAAUCUCGCAUUUUAUAAUUUUGUCAUCUUUUUCUUUCUUUCUUUGAAAUCUUUGUGAGAAAAAAUGGCUAAUGUUGGAAACACUAGUGUGUCUACUAGUAUUGAAGAGCUGAAUCGUGAGAUAACAGAGUUGAAAGAUGAGAUUGAGAAGCUCUGGGCGGAGAACGUCCAACUUCAUCAUCCAACUGGUCGACCUGAUGUUGGUGCCAUUGAAGAGGUCAAGAAGAAGCUCAAGGAUAAGAAAGUGAAGUUGGAAGAGCUCUCCGAGAAGAUGAAAGAAGUUAAGAAAGAGAUGGAGGAAACCCAUGAGUGAUAGGUUACUUUUACUAUUCCAGAAUGAAGCUCUCUUAUAAAUAAGUAACUGAGAUAUUGAUCUGUGUCUAAUCAACUCUUGAGGGCGAGUGAAAUAUAUAGACAUGUUAAGUUUAAAUUUUCUUGAAGUUUUUAUGUCCAGCGAGACUUUCUUAUAAGUAAAAAAAUUGGGAAAUUUGUUGUCUCUAAACUCAUCUCUGAUGAGUUUUAUAUC